AUGUCGCAAAAGCAAAACCAAGUGAUCCUGAUCACUGGAGCCUCUGGCUUCAUUGCCACUCACAUCGUGAGGGACUUCCUUCAUGCCGGCUAUCACGUUCGCGGAACCGUCCGUUCAUCCGCCACGGCCGAGCUAGUUCGCCAAAGUUUCUCCCAAUUUGCACCUCAAUUGAGUCUCGUGAUUGUGAAUGACAUGAGCAAGCCUGGGGCAUUUGAUGAGGCAGUCCAAGGUGUCCAAGGCGUGAUUCAUACCGCGAGUCCAUUCCAAGUCUUCAAUGUCGAGGACAAUGAGCGCGAUCUGCUCCGUCCAGCCAUUGACGGAACAAUCAACAUCCUCACAUCCGUGUUCACCCACGCCCCUGAAGUCAAACGCGUUGUCAUCACAUCUUCCUUUGCUGCCAUGCUCGACAUCAGCAAGGGCUCAUGGCCGGGUCACGUUUACUCCGAGGCCGAUUGGAACAUGACACCGUACGAAGUCGCAGCUGCCAAGGGCGCUCCGGCUGGUCUGGCAUACUCUACUGCAAAGGCCUUGGCUGAACAUGCUGCCUGGGAUUUUGUUAAAACCAACAAACCCAAUUUUGAUAUUGCAACAAUCAUGCCCCCCAUGGUGUACGGCCCUAAUAUCAAUGCCACUGCCAACUUGGCCAAGCUGAAUACCUCCUCUGCUGAUAUUUACCGCCUGGUUUCAUAUCAAACCAAAUCUUCGGAUGACGUACCGCAAAAUAUGUUCUGGUCAUUUGUGGAUGUUCGCGAUGUCUCAACGGCCCAUCUCCGUGCCUAUGAGGUCCUCGAGGCUGGCGGCGAACGCUUUUUCCUUUGCGCUGGUAACUUUACCUAUCAACGGUUUGUUGACGCUUUGCGUGAGAGGAUUCCUGAAAUCCAAGAUCGCGUGCCUAUUGGAAACCCGGGCACUGGAACUGUGCCGUCGAGUGUUUACACCAUUAAUAAUACGAAAUCACAGAAGAUCCUGGGUAUUCAGUACCAUAAGCUUGAGGACACUGUUGUUGAUGCUGCACGUUCUCUUUUAAAGCUAGAGGGGAGUCUGCCUAAGUAA
Penicillium vulpinum is the source of this 1053-nucleotide messenger RNA. RefSeq names its product SDR family oxidoreductase. Lineage: Eukaryota; Fungi; Ascomycota; Eurotiomycetes; Eurotiales; Aspergillaceae. Gene Ontology annotation, molecular function: oxidoreductase activity, acting on the CH-OH group of donors, NAD or NADP as acceptor. The coding region runs from base 1 to 1053 and encodes 350 amino acids. The transcript has a single exon. The record is from RefSeq and is a predicted model, not a curated record.